AUGUCUAUCGAUCAAUCACUGGUGUCCAUUAUCCCAGUGGAAGGGUAUUUUGACCUGGGAAAACACACUUGCCCCAUCAGCACGAAAAGCCAGGAGGCCCAGAUUUGGUUCGAUCGUGGCCUUAUUUGGUCCUAUUCCUUCAAUCAUGACGAGGCAUGCCGAUGUUUCAAACAGUCCUUAGCCCAUGAUUCAACCUGCGCUAUGGCAUAUUGGGGACUUGCCUAUGCUGCUGGGCCAAAUUACAACAAAUCCUGGCCCAUGUUCGACGCCGUUGAUCUUGGGAAGAGUCUCAAAGAAUGCUACCAUUUUGCGAAGAAGGCCCAUGAGUUGGCAGACACCGGCAACCUCUUGCCCGUCGAAAAAGCAUUGAUCAAUGCUAUUCAGACUCGAUUUCCGGCCGACGCCUUUCCGGGCAUGAACUUCUCGGAGGUUGAUAAGGCGUACGCUACAGCAAUGAGGUCGGUUUACGAAGAAUUCGGAACCAGCGACCUCGAUGUGACAGCCUUGUAUGCCGACGCUCUGAUGCAUACCUCGCUACGCAAGUUCUACCAUGUGAAGUCUGGACUCCCUAUCGAGGGAUCCCCUGUUCAUCAAGUAAGGGCAGUCUUUGAUCAAGCAUUCCAAAAUCCAAAGUCAGAAACGCACCCCGGCCUACUUCACUUCUGGAUUCAUUUCAUGGAGAUGUCACAUACGCCUGGUAUUGCACUGCCAGGGGCAGACAGACUUCGCCAUCUUGUUCCAGAUGCAGGCCACAUUCACCACAUGCCAACCCAUCUUGAUGUAUUAGUUGGUGAUUACCGUCGGGCUGUCGAUUCAAACACAUCUGCAACGAUUGCAGACGAGAAAUAUCUUGCGAAAGAAGGUGGCAAAAACUUCUACAGCUUCUAUCGAUUGCAUAAUUACCAUUCGCUGAUCUAUGCUGCAAUGCUAUCUGGCCAACGCCAAGUGGCACUCAGAGCAUUGGACCGGAUGGAAAAAUCAAUCACUGAUGACCUCUUGCACGUUGAAUCGCCACCCCUAGCAGACUGGAUGGAAUUCUUUAAAGCUGUUCGAGUUCAUGUCUACAUUCGAUUUGGCAUGUGGAAUGAAAUCAAAGCCCUCCCACUCCCCGAUGACCAGGCUCUCUAUUGUGUGACGACGACAAUGACUCACUACGGCAAAGCAAUCGCGUGGGCAGCAACUGGAAAUUUGGAUCAGGCAGAUACAGAAAAGGAACUAUACCAUGCGGCUUCCAAGACAGUGCCACCGACGCGCAAAGACUUCCCAAACCUCAUUUCGGAUGUUCUCAAGGUUGCUACCUCGAUGCUGGACGGAGAGAUUGAAUAUCGCCGCCAAAAUUAUGAUCGCGCAUUUGCGAGCUUGAAAGAAGCUAUCCAACACGACGAUGCUCUUCGUUACACAGAGCCCUGGGGCUGGAUGGUCCCGACCAGGCAUGCCUAUGCGGCUUUGUCAAUUGAGCAAGGUCGAAUUGAAGAGGCAGCCCAGGCAUACGCAGAAGACCUUGGCCUAGAUUGUUCCCUCACACGGGCUCAUCAGCACCCGAACAACGUCUGGGCUCUCCAUGGCUAUCAUGAAUGCUUGGUCCGUCUGGGCAGAAAUGCCGAGGCGGUCAUAAUUAAACAACAACUAGACCUUGCUCUCUCGAUCGCAGAUGUUCCUAUUGAGUCGUCUUGCUUCUGUCGAUUGGAAAAAUCGUCUUUAUCUUGUCACAAUUGA
Messenger RNA from Penicillium salamii, 1716 nucleotides. The record is from the annotation of a GenBank genome assembly. Lineage: Eukaryota; Fungi; Ascomycota; Eurotiomycetes; Eurotiales; Aspergillaceae.